AUGGGUGCCAUCAAUAAUUCCACUGUUACUGAAUUUGUUUUGCUGGGACUCUCGAAUUCCUGGGAAGUACAGAUGUUUUUAUUCAUAGUGUUCUCAUUGUUUUAUGUGGCAACAGUCAUAGGCAAUAGCCUCAUAGUCAUCACAGUUAUAGCUGAUUCUCACUUACACUCUCCUAUGUAUUUCCUGCUCACCAACCUUUCUAUUAUUGAUAUGUCUCUUGCUUCCUUUGCCACCCCAAAGAUGAUUAUAGACUACCUCACUGGACACAGAGCCAUCUCCUUUGAUGGAUGUAUUACCCAGAUAUUUUUUCUACACCUUUUUACUGGUACUGAGAUAAUAUUACUUAUGGCUAUGUCCUUUGAUAGGUAUUUAGCAAUCUGUAAGCCCCUCCGUUAUGCUUCCAUCAUGAGUCCUCGUGUGUGUCUGGCACUCGUAGUGACUUCCUGGGUUGUGGGCAUCAUGCAUUCAAUGAGUCAGGUCAUAUUUGCUCUCACAUUACCAUUCUGUGGUCCCAAUGAGGUAGACAGCUUUUUCUGUGACCUUCCCGUGGUGUUUCAGCUAGCUUGUAUAAAUACUUAUGUCCUGGGCCUCUUCAUGAUCUCAACAAGUGGAAUUAUUGCGUUCUCCUGCUUUCUUCUUCUGUUUAAUUCCUAUGUUAUUGUCCUGAUUACUAUCAAGCAUCAUUCUUCAGGAGGAUCAUCUAAGGCCCUGUCCACCUGCACUGCUCACUUCAUUGUUGUAUUUAUGUUCUUUGGGCCUUGCAUUUUCAUUUAUAUGUGGCCACUAAGCAAUUUUCUGGUAGACAAGACCCUAUCUGUGUUUUAUACCAUUUUUACCCCCAUUCUGAAUCCAGUCAUCUAUACCCUGAGGAAUCAAGAUGUGAAAACAGCCAUAAGAAGACUGAAAAAUAGGCUUCUAAAUCCCAAUAAAGCAACACCUUUACAUUACUUUUAG
Messenger RNA from Condylura cristata (star-nosed mole), 954 nucleotides. Its product is annotated as olfactory receptor 4K2. Gene Ontology annotation, cellular component: membrane. Bases 1 to 954 code for a protein of 317 amino acids. The transcript has a single exon. The record is from RefSeq and is a predicted model, not a curated record. NCBI's taxonomy places the organism in Eukaryota, Metazoa, Chordata, Mammalia, Eulipotyphla, Talpidae. Gene Ontology annotation, biological process: G protein-coupled receptor signaling pathway. Gene Ontology annotation, molecular function: G protein-coupled receptor activity; olfactory receptor activity.